CGCAACUCGGCGCCCAAAUAGGAGACACGUACCUCGUCAACGAAGACUGCCUUGCUACAUUAUGCGACAUUUUGGCGAAGCUUACGAUAGAGGACCGGACCCUAAGGACAUAUCGCAGAGCCAUUGGAUUCGCCCAAGUUGUUAAGAAGGUGUAGUGUUGACUUCUUGCGCUAUCCAAAGGGAAUGCUACAGAUAAGUAUGGCGACCCUUCAGGUAUUGUGUGGAGCACGAUGGACUGGCGAGAUCAGAGAGGCUAAAAGUUGGUCACCGGGCAGGCACAAAUUAUUUUUGCUUGAAAUAUCUGUGAUAGCAGCAGUUAUGAUAAGCUUAGAUCCGCUUUUAAUUCACCCAUAUAAAAUUCAUAUCAUUUUAAAAUGGUGGCAUUAUCUUUUUGACACUUUUUUCUUGAAAGCGUACUAUAUGAAAACAAAGACAUAGGAAAUCAGAAAAUGCUCGUUUGUAGUGCGCCAAAAUAUCAGAAACAGUUGAACUUGAUGAUGUAUUGAUAUUGAUGUAAAAAGUGGUUGAUGCAGUUACAUGAUAAUUUGUGUGGGCCAAAAAGUAAUGCCAUUUGAGACUUUUAUUUAGUCUGAGAAAUUACUUAAACCUUUAAAUUAAAUUUGUAAAGGAACAAUGCUGUUUUGUUAUAGUAAAUAAAUUAACCAUGUUGUCUGGCACAAAACAGAUUUAUUUUCAUAAUUUGUAGAGUUGGAAUGCAUCCAGAUACUAGAUACUGGCCUCUUUCCUAAUCUUUGUGUUUGUCUUUACUUUAGGGGUGUAAGAUUAGCCCCACUGAAAGUAAAAAACUUGUGUUAAUCAGUCAUUUUGAAAGUACUUAAUUAUGUAGAACCAAACCACAACAAAAUAUUUAUGCUUAGAAGACUAUUACUUUUGUGUUUAACACAGCCUACAGCACACAAUAAAGUAAUAUCCUCUUUGUUUUUAGUUAACAAAAAACUACUUCUGACGUCUAGAUUUCUUAUUUUUUGCAUGGCUUUGAAUGUAAAAAAACAGAUUUUUGUUCAUUUUGAGUCAUAGUAUGCUUGUGUAGUCUUUCUAGAUUAACUUCUGCAUUUUAGCACAUUGCUUCCAUGUACUUUAACCCGCUAGUGAUGCUGCUUGGAAAUUGGUGUUGGCAAAAUUUGUGCGGUAAUUUUAACAGCAGUUGGUUGCAGUUUUUAAAAUUAAUGAAAUGACUUUUAAACUGUUAUCAAUUCUCAAUGUUACCUAUAUUUAUGUCUGGUGAUUGGGCUUAUGUUUUUAUGUCCUCACUAGGUUACUUUUUGGAGUGUUAAUUGAAAUUGGCAUGUUAUUUGUUACUGCAAUUCCCACAAAUGUGCAUUUGCAUAGUCACUGCCAUAUUCUCCAUCUGACUCAAGUCAUGCUUUGUCUUUGGAUAUAACAGGAAUGCCAUUCUGAAAUGCUGUUCAGUCCAUUGUUUCGUCUUCUUAUUGUACCCUUUAAUAGUAAGUGAUCUGAUUUCUGCUUUCAGGAUUUGCUUCCUCUCUUGGUCGGUGUCAGGGAUGACGCAAAGAUUGUCGACGUCACCAUCAAAAUCCUGCUCAAUCUGACGGUUCCUGUGGAGUGCCUGUUGCCGAUGGAGGUAAUGCUGAAGACUGAUGUGGGGCGCUAUACAGUAAUGGAGCUUAACAUGCUCUUGUCAACCAGCAAAGAGGCUUUUGUGUCUCCUCAAAGUACUCGUCCAGUAGUAGACCAUAUCAAAACAAUUCUUGAGAAGGAAACAAAGUUGACUCAGGAAGAUUGUGAAAGCAUUAGUAACUGUCUUCUUUUGCUCCGAAAUAUUUUACAUAUCCCUGAACACCGACCUGGCAGUGCUAUUGUUUCCAUGCAAAAUCAAAUACUUUGGAAUCUUUUUGCCCAAAAUGUUGACAAAGUUCUCAUUCAACUUAUGACCAGCAAGUAUCAGGCAUACUGGGGAGUGACGAUGGUGCAAUUGAUAGCGCUAAUGUACAAAGAUCAACAAGUUGGAACUUUGCAGAAACUUCUUAAUCUUUGGUUUGAGUCUUCUUUAAGUGAUAGUAGUGAGGGAAAUGAGAGUAAUACAUCUCCUCAGCACCAAGCAUCUGGUGAUUCAUCAUCAUUGAUGACAUCUGACCCAACUUCUGACUCAUCCGACAAUGGUGGUAGUAACAAAAAGAGAAAUCCUUACCAGGCAGGAGAUAGCAAAUGUAUGAACAAUGAAUCAGAUGACAGCCAGAGUAGUGAGACUGCAAUGUCAGCAUCUCCUGCUCCAGAUGCCCUUGCUUCAACGAGCCAGGGAGAUUCUAUGGACAGUAAUCAUCAAAGCCAGCCACAGGCUAGACUUAUUGCGCAUCCUCCAAUGGGUAAAAUCAGAGUAAAAAGUUUGUCUGAACUUCAAAUACGCAAUCGCAGAAUAGAAAAGCAUACUGACACUGAAAGCGGUUUUGUAGAGGAUUCGCUGUCAUCCUCUGCUGGCCAUUCAGGAACAUGGUCAAGACAUUCUAUGGUCAAACCAACUCACACUCAAGGCCAGCCUCAUGAAACAUUUGGGCAUGGGAAGCAUCAUAACCAUUCACAGGAUUCAUAUGGUAAAUCUCAAGAAGGUAAACACAAAGACACUCAUCCAAAACUUCACCAACUUCACGGUCCAAACCAUACUGGAGCAAACCAGACGAAAACUCAAGGAAAGAAAGGAGAAACAGGAAGUGAAGUCUCAGACUGUGGCUAUGGUACACAGCAGGAAAAUCAAGAAUCAAACUCCACAUCAAGUAAUGAAGAAGAUGCCCCUCAACGCUGUGUGAAACAUCAAAAACCUCAGCAUAUGCUACAAAAGAGCCGAUAUACUAAUGGAAAACCUAACAUAACACCCCAGGAACGGAAAGAACUUCAUAGGAAGAAACUUGUUAAGAGGAGCCACACUAAAACUAUGCACAUGAAGGCUCUCCUUCAUCAUGUUCCAAGUGAUGAAGAUAUUUCUAAUCUACUUAAAGAGUUCACUGUUGAUUUUCUUCUUCGGGGAUAUGCCUGUCUUGUAAAAGUCCUUCAUAACUGUCUUCUGGAUGGAGGGUCAGUUCAAAUGGAUACCAGUCACUUUUUUUGGUUGGUGACAUACUUUUUGAAGUUUGCCACUCAACUUGAACUUGAUCUGGAACACAUAAGUAGCUCUGUGUUGACAAUUGACAUAGUUUCGUAUUUGACUUACGAAGGAGUUAAUUUAUAUGAAGAACUCCAAAUGAGUAUACAGUGUUCUGGAAGAGAUCUAAAGCCUUGUCUUAGAAGAAUGCAUUUGGUUGUCACUUCCAUUAGAGAAUUUAUUCAAGCUGUAGAGGCAUAUAGUAAAAUUUCUCACUUAACUGAAGAGGAUCGCAGUCAUCUUCUGAAAUUACAACUACAAAUUGCCGAGGUGCACGAUUUAAGGGGCCUGUUUGUCCUUCUACUCCGACACUAUAACCCAUCUCUUCAGAGUCAACAAUUUCUGCAAGAUCUUGUUGUAACCAACCACAAUCUUCUGAUGUUUGUGGAAAAUACUAUUAAAUUGCCUGAAUAUCAUGCAAAUUUCAAUCUUGUUGAGCACAUCAAACAAUUUGGCACUGUUGAAGUGAUGCAUAAUUACGGUCUUCUUCUUGAAGAUUUUUUGAACAAUGGAGAAUUUGUUAAUGACUGUAUCUUAACUAUGAUGCAUCAUGUAGCUGGUGACUUGUCCCAAGUUUCAGUUCUUUUUCAACCGUUAAUACUGCGAUCUCUCUCUGGGAUUUGGGAAAGUGACUGUGAAUUGUGUGAUGACUGGUCUGAUCUUAUUGAAUAUGUUCUGCAUAAAUUUGUUAAAAAUCCAUCUUGUAGUAAAGUGAGCACAACAUCUAAGCACUCUGAGGGCCGGCAAAUCAGUCCUAUAUCUGAAGGCAAUAAAACUGAGUGGACGAAGGAAGAUUCAAAUAAUCUUUACUGGUAUCACCAGCAGUGCAGUGGCUGUGAAGACCCGAUUGAGGCGAUCAUGAACAUGUAUGAAAACAAUGGAGUGCAUGAUAAGACAAGAAUAUCUGUUAUUCAACAAUUACUUCAACAAGAUGUCAUUAAUGAGCAUCAAUAUGGUUCCUACAUGGAAAGAGAAACCUUGCUUGCCAUUAGUGAAAAGCAACAUUCCUCUGUAUAUUCAACACAGAAAUCAGCAAAGUUGGAGAAUGCAGCCAGAGGAGAAACUGAAGAACAAUUUGACCAGAAUGAGGGAGAAAGUAUGGAGGAGGAUUUUGAACCAGCAAAUGAUAUCAAAGUUCUUAAAGAUCAACUGGAGAGUGAAGGCCAUGGCAAAAUGAUUCAAUGGUUGCAAGAACAGCUUCUAGAGGUGUGCUACGUAAAAAUAUCACUGGAAAGAGAUCUCCCAAUUGUGAAGGAGCCUAUUGCCCACAUAUACACCCGAUUAUGUCAGAGCACACCUCUUGUUCCAUGGUAUGUUGAGCAAGAGCAAUGUCUACAUUGUCCUGCAUUUAUUCUGCUCUUGCACAAACUUGGACUUCAUCUAGCUGGCGAUGCAGGGAAACUAUUUCCACGUGUGCCUCAUUUUUGGGAAACAGACGUGCUUUUUCAAACUGCAGAAAAACUAGGACCAAUAAGUAAAGAAAACGUCAAGUUUGACUUGAAUCUCUUGAGAAGUAGAGGUGCAGCUAAAACCCAACGUCUCACGUCAUCACCACCCACUAGCCUCCGUAUUGACUUGACAAGCUCAAACACAUCAGGAAACAGCUUUACUGAAAGAAGUCUAUUUGCUUUACCCUCAGCUUCCAAGACAUCUCUGUCUUGGAGCAGAUAUACUCCUGAACCAGUAAUGUCUAAUGUGCCUAAUUGGCUUCAAGUGGUUCAGCAGUCCAAAGCAACUCGUCUAACUUCAACUGUGGAAACAACUAACUCUCCCAUUGGGAGCAAGAGCAAUAGAAGUAAUCAAGAUACUAUUGACAAAGACUCAUCUAUUGGCAUAAAGCGGGCUACAGCUUCUGACUCAGUAGAUCGUCAAGGAGUUUCACAAGAGCAAAGUGACAUGGAUGUCAGCUCAUAAUAUUUCAAUCAGCCCGUCAAUGCAACAAAUGUAUCAGUCUUUGGAUACAUGUGCAUUGUUCUGCCUUCUAUGAACCACCUUUUAAUGUAGAAGUAAAAUCAGCUUAGGGAUCUUCUGUGAUAAGUUAAUACUUUCAUCUCCAUUUAAAUGGAGGUGAGUGGGCAAUAUAGACAAUUAUGAAUGUACUUUAAAAUUAGGUGUUAAACAGGUGUGAAAUAAGAAAUAAGAAUUCUUUAGACAUCUGGCCUCUUGUUUAGUCAAACUUUUGUACUUUUUGGAGAAAAUGUGUUUUUGACUUCUGAACAGCCAGUUUGUCAUUUUUAACAAUGAUUUUUGUGUGUAGCACUACAGUCAUGAAUUUAAAUGUUGUGAUUUCAAAUUAUUUUUUGAGCUGGUAAUAUGUACCUUUAAAUUUUAGAAUUGCCGUAGGAAUAUGUAUGUAAAUAGGACGUAACUUGAGGUAAAUUUUCUGUAAGAAUUCCUUUUAUCUGGUAUGUGUGCUGUUGAGUUACAUACAGAAUUGUUUCAGAUUAAUUAUGUUACUUUCUAACUUCAUGUAAAAACAGUUAUCACAAUAGAAUAGAUUUUAUUUUGUAUGGUACUGUCAGAACUUAUGGUGACUGCGUUCAAGUAUUUUUGAUUGUUCUCCUAACAAUCACUGUCCUCUUGUUAUUUCUUCUAAUUUGUAGAUUUCAUGUUAGUACUCAUUGUGGGUAAGACUAGAUGCUUCUUGUUUGCUAUCAUACAGUUCAUGGUUAAUUGCAUUUAAAUUAAAUUCAGUACCUUUCUCAAUUUAUAAAUUUAAUUUGCAAGGAUGGUUAAUUCAAUUAGUGUGGAUACAUACCUCAAUACCACAUGGUUUAGCUAAUAUGUUAUGUUGAUUUUAUACCCCAAUUAUGCUUCCUCAAAAAAUAUUGUUUGUAAUCUUAUUUUAUUUUUUCUUUACCAAACUUCCAACCUUAAACUGUUAUGCCUAAGUUGUUGUACAAUGGUUGCUCAAGUUGUGUUUGUGUAUUUAAAUCAAAUUUUGUGCAGAAAAUCACAUUGAGUACAAACUAGUUCUGGGUAUUAUACUUGCAUAGUUUUUACUUCCUAAUAAAUUUGUCAUGUCUCAGUAAGCCAAAA
Messenger RNA from Frankliniella occidentalis (western flower thrips), 6154 nucleotides. RefSeq names its product protein timeless (gene tim). Gene Ontology annotation, biological process: replication fork arrest; DNA repair; DNA replication checkpoint signaling. Gene Ontology annotation, molecular function: DNA binding. NCBI's taxonomy places the organism in Eukaryota, Metazoa, Arthropoda, Insecta, Thysanoptera, Thripidae. The record is from RefSeq and is a predicted model, not a curated record. The coding region runs from base 1598 to 5029 and encodes 1143 amino acids. The transcript is spliced from 25 exons. Gene Ontology annotation, cellular component: replication fork protection complex.